CCUGUAUCAAUUUGGGGAGAUGCCCUUUCGGCCCUCGUAUCUCUACCACGUAGCCUUUAACCUUUUCUAGUCACGUGAUUCUCUAAACCUCGCCAAAGCUUUGCCAGCUUCAACCUUUUCUGCCUCCAUUAGUUCUCUAUCCCCUUUCCUUUCAUCAUCUUCUGAGUUUCCUUCUUUGCUCCGAGAUUGUUUUUGUUCCAUUUCUAAUACAAGCUGAGAUGGCUUCAACCACUCUAAUCUGCGACACCGAGCCAUGGAAGGACUUGAAGGCUCAUGUCGAGGAUUUGAAGAACACUCAUCUUCGUGAUUUGAUGAACGACAAAGAGCGAUGCCAGUCGAUGAUGGUUGAGUUCGAUGGAAUGCUUUUGGACUACUCAAGGCAACGCGCCACUCUUGAGACCAUGGAUAAGCUCUAUAAAUUAGCAGAGUUUCAGGCAGCAUCUCUCAAACAACAAAUCAACCGAAUGUACAGCGGUGAGCAUAUAAAUAGCACAGAGAAUAGGUCAGUGCUUCAUGUAGCUCUCCGAGCACCGAGGGAUGCUGUUAUAUACAGUGAUGGGAAGAAUGUGGUGCCGGAUGUUUGGAAUGUUCUGGAUAAGAUCAAGGCUUUUUCAGAGAAAGUUCGCAGUGGCUCCUGGGUUGGAGCUACUGGAAAACCACUGAAGGAUGUUAUUGCAAUCGGUAUUGGUGGCAGUUUCUUAGGUCCUUUAUUUGUGCAUACUGCCCUCCAAACAGACCCUGAGGCUGCUGAAUUUGCAAAAGAACGGCAACUACGUUUCCUUGCAAAUGUGGAUCCUAUCGAUGUCGCUAGAAACAUUGCAGGAUUAAACCCUGAAACCACUCUUGUUGUGGUGGUUUCAAAGACUUUCACAACAGCAGAAACUAUGUUGAAUGCUCGAACAUUAAGGGAAUGGAUUUCAUCUGCUCUUGGGCCUUCUGCAGUUGCAAAGCACAUGGUGGCAGUCAGUACUAAUCUAACGCUUGUUGAAAAGUUUGGCAUUGAUACUAAUAAUGCAUUUGCAUUCUGGGAUUGGGUUGGUGGUCGUUACAGUGUUUGCAGUGCCGUUGGAGUAUUGCCUUUAUCUCUGCAGUAUGGUUUCCCAAUUAUAGAAAAGUUCUUAAAGGGGGCUUCAAGUAUUGAUCAGCAUUUCUGUUCAGCUCCUUUUGAGAAUAAUAUACCUGUGCUGUUGGGUUUGCUCAGUGUAUGGAACGUUUCAUUUCUUGGCUAUCCUGCAAGAGCCAUUUUACCUUACUCCCAGGCCCUGGAGAAAUUUGCUCCGCAUAUUCAACAGGUCAGCAUGGAGAGUAAUGGCAAGGGGGUGUCAAUUGAUGGCGUGCCACUUCCUUAUGAGGCUGGUGAAAUUGAUUUUGGUGAACCUGGAACAAAUGGCCAGCACAGCUUUUAUCAACUAAUUCACCAGGGACGUGUAAUUCCAUGUGAUUUCAUUGGUAUUGUGAAGAGCCAGCAGCCUGUGUACCUUAAAGGUGAAGUGGUGAGCAACCAUGAUGAGCUCAUGUCCAACUUUUUUGCACAGCCAGAUGCCCUUGCAUAUGGGAAGACAGCAGAGCAGUUGCUGAAGGAGAAUGUUCCACAGCAUCUAAUUCCUCACAAGACAUUCUCUGGGAAUCGGCCUUCUCUCAGUCUCUUGCUUCCAUCUCUGAAUGCUUACAAUAUUGGGCAGCUGUUGGCAAGCUAUGAACAUAGAAUUGCUGUGGAAGGUUUUGUUUGGGGCAUUAAUUCUUUUGACCAGUGGGGAGUUGAGUUAGGGAAGUCACUAGCUACUCAAGUACGAAAACAGCUUCAUGCAUCACGUACAAAAGGAGAUCCUGUCGAGGGCUUUAAUUUCAGUACGACCACGUUGUUAACCAGAUAUCUAGAGGCAAGCUCUGAUAUCCCAGCUGACCCACCUACUAUUCUACCUCGGAUAUAACUGCCUUGAUGCAUUGGCUCUAUGGAAACAUCCCCUGCACUAUAUAGCUUCAUCUGUACCUGUCCUGCUUGAAAUUUUUCCCGUUUGUUUUUUGGUGUAUACGAAAUUCCAUUGAACCUUUUGGGUUAUAAAUUGGAUGUAAUAAAUCUACAACGUUAGAUUGUGGAAUAUUUACUUGAGGCUGCCAAUAACAGUUUCAAAAUCUUCUAAAGAAUAGUUUGAAUAA
Messenger RNA from Theobroma umbraticum, 2157 nucleotides. RefSeq names its product Sugar isomerase (SIS) family protein. Gene Ontology annotation, cellular component: cytosol. Gene Ontology annotation, molecular function: carbohydrate derivative binding; glucose-6-phosphate isomerase activity; monosaccharide binding. Gene Ontology annotation, biological process: glucose 6-phosphate metabolic process; gluconeogenesis; glycolytic process. The record is from RefSeq and is a predicted model, not a curated record. Lineage: Eukaryota; Viridiplantae; Streptophyta; Magnoliopsida; Malvales; Malvaceae.